GCCAGUCACUUGUUGAACGCACACACACAGGAAACCACACAAGACGCUCAUUUUCCAAAAGCCUCGACUGUCUGCAGAGAGGAAACAUCUUUAAUGAGCAGAAACAUCUGCAGCAAAGCGACUGCUCCAGCUUUCAGGGUGUUUUAAGUUUAAAAAAAGAGACGCCCGAACAGGCAGAACUCCUGAUCUACCCUAAAAACCACUGAAGGCGCACAUCGUAAGUGUCAGCAUGUCUGGUGAAGAGGCUCCAACUCAGCAGCAACAACCUGAGCAGGAGAAGACGCCCGACGAGCCUCCACCAUCGGCGGAUGCUGCUCCCGCUGAAGCCCCGCAGGGAGACUCCGGGAGCGGCGCCGCGGCGGAGGAGAAGCCGCUGACCUGCCGCGCUCUGGUGCUCAUCGGGCACGGAGGCUACGACAAAGUGAAGCUGCAGGUGAAGACGCAGAGCAAACCGCAACCGAAGGCUGGAGAGGUGCUGGUGCGCGUCAAGGCGUGCGGGCUGAACUUCGCCGAGCUGCUGGGCAGACAGGGACUGUACGAGCUGCUGCCCGCCCCGCCCGUCACGAUGGGAAUGGAGGGCUCCGGGGUCAUCGAAGCGGUCGGGGAGGAUGUGAAAGACAGGAAAGUGGGAGAUCGCGUCAUCGUGUUGAGUCGCAGUGGGAUGUGGCAGGAGCUGGUGGUUGUUCCCACUAAUCGCACCUUCGUCAUGCCCGACGAGAUGAGCUUUGAGGAAGGUGCUGCUCUGCCUGUGAACUACAUGACCGCAUACAUGAUGCUGUUCGAGCUGGCCAACCUGAGGCCGGGAAAAAGUGUUCUCAUACACAUGGCAGCAGGUGGUGUGGGGAUCGCUGCUACCCAGCUCUGUCAGACUGUGCAGGAUGUGACUGUUUUUGGCACUGCAUCGGCCUCCAAGCAUGAGACCAUCGCCCAAGGGGGAGUAGCUCACCCUAUCGACUACCGCACCAAAGACUAUGUGGAGGAAAUCCGCAAAAUCAGCCCAAAGGGAGUGGACAUCGUCCUCGACCCACUUGGUGGCUCUGACACCCAAAAAGGCUUUAGUUUGUUGAAACCUAUGGGCAUGCUCAUAGUCUUUGGGGCAGCCAAUUGUGUGACAGGCCAGAAGAAGAACCUGUUGGCGAUGGCAAAGACCUGGUACAACCAGCUCUCUCUCAACACCAUGAAGCUGAUGCAGGCCAACAAAGCCGUGUGCGGCUUCCACCUGGGCUACGUCACCGAUGAGCAGCUCUUCUCCAGAACUAUGAUGAAGCUGCUGGAGCUCUACAGUCAGGGAAAGAUCAAACCCCACAUCGACUCCCGCUAUCACUUUGAGGAGGUGACCGAAGCCAUGAAGCGCAUGCACGAACGCCAAAACAUCGGGAAAGUCAUCCUCCUCCCGGAACCCAAGAAGGAGGAAGAGAAGCCAAAGUCCAACGCUGAGGCGGGAGAAAACGCAGAAAUAAACGAAGCUGCCGUCAGCGAGAAGAAAGAGGAGGUCACAGAGGAAGUUAAAGCAGAAAAGGAUUGAGUAAGAGUGUUUGUUUGAAUGAUAUUUCCCCAGUGAGGUUCCCUUUUGUCCAGUUGUCAAAAAAAAGGAGAUGAAAAGUAAAACAAGAUGCUAUGUAUUGUUUGACUUUGUCAGUAUUUUUCAAAUGUUUAUGAAGUUUUGUUGUGCAAUAUGUCUAUAGUGUAGUGUCUUUGUUGGGAACACUUGUGUUUUUUUAAAAUAAAAGGUCACUGUAUUCCUACAUUACCUGAGAAAUACUGUAUCCUGAUUACAGACAGUUGAUAAAAUUGGUGGCGAUGGUGCACAACUUUGACUUUUUUGAUCUUUCAGCUCUAACAUCUGUAACAACAGCAAGCCAGGGCUGCUGUGUAUAAAACUAUACUUUACAUUUAGAAAGAACGACUGGGCAGCUUUGCAAAUUGAUCUCAAAGGGAAUUUUAUCAAAGUCACGUGUGAUUGUGCUGACUGCAGACUGCAGUGUGUCAGUUUGGCCUCUGUGAAGCACCAAAUCUUCCAGUAGUAAAGCUGCGCCACUUCAUGUGUCAUAGCUUGACUUUGUGAAGAUUGCCAAGCUUUUAUUGUGCCAGAUACACACAAUAUAUUGUAACAUACAAAAAGAAUGCUAUUUGUGAUACUGUUAUCCAAAAACAGAUUUAAAUAAGGAUAAAAAACAUUACAAGUGAGAAGGGAAGCACCUAAAAACAUGUUGUUUUGUGAUAUUCUUGAUGGUUUCUUACCCCUUUGAUGAGCAACAUGGAUCAAAAGUGACCAAAAUCUAAUGGAAAAUGGGUAUCUCCUGACUCACUGCACAUCAAAGGGUUAAAGCAACCGCCAUCCUAUUCAAUACAAGUGAGUUUUAUUAACACAGUGUCAGUUUCCAACAUGUCGUCUCAUAGCACUUAGCAUAGUACAGGUUGCAAGUUUUAAACAGAGAACCCAACAAAUCCAAAGUUUCCUUUGAGUUUCCUUUACACAAAUACUUGGUAACAGUGGGAAGGAAAUAUAAACCUCUCCUUUACAGGGAAUACAAAAAUAAGCCACUUCCAUGAAAGAAGUCCUGGCAAGUUUACAUAUGACUCGUAUUGAUUUGUAUUGCUAUAUUUUGUGUUUAAACUCACUUAAAUUUCCAAAUUUGCCGAAUUAUUUUGGGAGCUGUUGGAAGAUAUGUAUUUGUAAUUGUAAGAAAAAGAGCAAAAAUGAUUUCAUUUUGGCACCAGGUGCAGAAAAUAUCUCUUCACAGUUCUCUAGCUGUCCAUUCUGUGUGUGCACUAGAAGAAAAUGUGGUGUUUUCACACAGAACUGGGUCUGUAAAUGGGAAACAAAGUGGGUCGGACGGAUCUACUCAACACUAGUACCGUGUACAGUCAAGCUUGUGCCCAGUACUGUGGGAGGAAAAUGGGGAGUAAAGAGUGAACAGUGGGAGUGAGAUGGAUGGUAGAUUUGGCUAAAUGUCAACCAUCCAAAAUCACAGACUCAACCUUCAAGAAUAUGUCAAAAACAAAUGAUUUUCUUGUGUGCUUGUUUCUGUUUUUCUUUCAUCAGCAUCCUAUAUGAAAUCUGGCAGAGUAAUAAUCCUGUUACACAUCAUUCAUUUAAUGAAGGAAUUAACCAUAAUUAUACAAAUUAAAUCAUUUCCUCAGUAUGAUUA
Molecule: messenger RNA, 3152 nt
Organism: Acanthochromis polyacanthus (spiny chromis)
Lineage: Eukaryota; Metazoa; Chordata; Actinopteri; Pomacentridae
Product: synaptic vesicle membrane protein VAT-1 homolog
Exons: 6
Coding region: 230-1525 (431 amino acids)
Molecular function (GO): oxidoreductase activity
Source: RefSeq, a predicted model, not a curated record